AUGGGACAACUGGGUUCCAUUCCUGAUUAUCAUUCCAAGACAUUGCUAAGAUUAUGCAAAUAUAAUGAUGAUGGACACACAAAAUUAGCCUCAUCAGUAUUUCUAUCUUCAAGGAACACUCCGCAGCUCUUGCGACAUCAACAGCUGGAAGAAGCAAUGGCUAGUUUGUUCCGGCGACGACGCAAGCAUCAAAUGGACCAUGAAGAGAAGCCAAAUGCACGGCAAGUUAAAGUUGCUAAACCAGAAGCAGAAGAGAAAGCAGCUUUUAAUCCUGAUGGUGUCAAACCAGAUGAUCCGAAUGCACCAGGAGAAAAUGGUCAACCUGUGGUUAUAGUCAAAGACAAGCUGUUUCCUGAAGACCGGAAGAAAUAUGAACAGGGCUGGAUGCACAAUGCCUUCAACCAGUUCGCCAGUGAUAAGAUCUCCCUGCAUAGAAGCUUACCAGAUGUUCGCGAUGAAGAAUGCAAAAGUAUUGUAUACCAUGACAACUUGCCAGAUACCAGUGUGAUUGUGUGUUUCCACAACGAAGCUUGGUCAGUUCUCCUGCGGACAGUUCAUAGCAUCAUUGACCGCUCACCUCCCCACCUUCUAAAGGAAAUCAUUUUGGUCGAUGAUUAUUCAGACAUGCCGCAUCUAAAGCAGCCUUUAGAAGAUUAUAUUGCCAAACUUGGUAAAGUGAAAGUUGUUCGUACGAAGCAGAGGGAGGGUCUGAUCAGAGCGCGAUUGCUAGGUUACUCAGUAGCUACGGGAACAGUCCUAACUUAUUUGGACUCACAUUGUGAAUGCACACGAGGCUGGUUGGAACCAUUGCUAGACAGGAUAGGCGAGAACAAGUCUAAUGUUGUGACUCCCGUUAUUGAUGUUAUUGAGGAUGACUCAUUCCGAUAUCAAUAUGGUAGUGCAAAGAGCACAAGCAUAGGUGGCUUCGACUGGAGUCUGCAGUUCACAUGGCAUGGCAUUCCUGAUGUAGAACGGCAGAGGAGGAACAAUGAUGUCGCCCCUAUCAGGUCUCCCACAAUGGCAGGUGGCUUGUUUGCCAUUAACCGGCAAUAUUUCACAGAGCUGGGCACCUAUGAUGCUGGCAUGGAUAUCUGGGGAGGAGAAAAUCUAGAACUUUCCUUCAGGAUCUGGAUGUGUGGUGGGACACUGGAGAUCAUUCCCUGUUCUCAUGUGGGACACAUUUUCCGUAAAAGAAGCCCAUACAAAUGGCGUACAGGAGUCAAUGUAGUUAAAAAGAAUUCAGUCCGACUUGCUGAAGUGUGGAUGGAUGAAUACAAGAACUACUAUUAUGAACGAUUCAAUUACGAUUUGGGAGAUUUUGGAGAUAUUAGUGACCGAAAAAAUUUACGGAAGCGGUUGAAAUGUCAUUCAUUUGAUUGGUAUGUGAAAAAUGUUUAUCCUGACUUGUUCAUCCCAGGAGAAGCUGUAGCAUCUGGUGAGAUUCGUAACAAAGCAAAGCGAAUGUGUGUUGAUGCUUCUGUAGAUCACCAAAACAUGCACAAACCUGUUAUAAUGUGGCCAUGCCAUAAUCAAGGAGGAAAUCAGUACUGGAUGCUGAGCAAGAACAAUGAGAUUCGGCGAGAUGACGGCUGCUUAGAUUACUCAGGUGGAGACAAUGUCAUCAUAUAUCCUUGUCAUGGUCAGCACGGCAAUCAGGAAUGGCAAUACAGAGAGGACCGAACAGUUCUCCAUGUGAAUACACAAAAAUGUAUGGAAGUUGCUAUAGAUGAAUCAAUUUUCUCAAAUUCAUAUUGGAAGAACUGCUACUGUCUUUGUCAGGAUGCUCCUGCUGCAUUUUACACAAUAACUGCCAAAGAAUUAAAGGCUGCUUUCAAAACAAAACUCUACCAAAAUAUUAGACCCUGCUGUGAUUUCGGUUACUCUAUGCUCUUUUUUUUUUCUUUCUUUCUGUUUUUAAUCCCUUCUUCUUUUCUCCUUUUUUUUUGUUUUCAUUUCAAACUUCUAUCUAGAAAUUUGUUUGAUAGUAUCUGUUUCUUUUUUCAUUUUACUACUAGUUACCUAAAGCUGUAUAUUGAGACGUUGCCUUGCUGUAAAUACACAUAG
Molecule: messenger RNA, 2064 nt
Organism: Acanthosepion pharaonis
Lineage: Eukaryota; Metazoa; Mollusca; Cephalopoda; Sepiida; Sepiidae
Source: the annotation of a GenBank genome assembly